Molecule: messenger RNA, 1062 nt
Organism: Danio rerio (zebrafish)
Lineage: Eukaryota; Metazoa; Chordata; Actinopteri; Cypriniformes; Danionidae
Gene: ppp1r35
Product: protein phosphatase 1, regulatory subunit 35
Cellular component (GO): centrosome; centriole
Molecular function (GO): phosphatase binding
Source: RefSeq, marked provisional
AGGGAGUUUAAAAAGAGUAUUAUUAUUUUCUCAAAUUAGACAUUUCCUGAAUAAAUCCUCGCAUAUUUCAUCACAGAAGAGUGUUCACGAAACACAGCAGGCAUAUAUUAAAAUUAAAGGACUGAUGGAGGUGUGUGGCGAGCCUCUGAUCCGGGCGGCUCCUGAACCCUUGCGGGACGAGCGCAUCCAGACCGCAGAACUGCUCUGUACUGAUCUGGACCUGUCUGUCUCUCUCACCCCCGAGCGGCCAGCAGACAGACGCCGGCGACAGGUGCGUUUUAAUGUGGAUCCGGUGCUCAUCACAGUGAACCCAGAACCCAGAAAUAAUCAACCCACAGCCCGGAAACCUCCGAACAAAGACGAGCAUGGUGUUGAAACGGAUCGGGAGCAGAGCAGAGAGUGUGACGGACAGCAGACACAUGAGGCGGAGCUAAACACCACCCUGGCACUGAGGGCGGAGCUUGAGGAGGAGGCGGAGCAAACCUUUGAUGCUGAGAAAGCAGUUCGGGAGAAAUUACAGAGUUCAACACUCACAAAGAACCACGUCAACAGCAAAGCAGCAGAAGGUCUGAAUUUCCCUCGCUCUCAGCAGCUGUACCGGGCCUUAGUCAGCGUCAGCCUAUCACGCGAUCAGCUCAUCAGCCAAGCACUCCAGGAUAGGCCAGCGUUGGCCCCGCCUACCGCCAGCCAGAACAAUAAGUUCUCGUCUCCACCACCAGAGGGCCCUGAUAUACUGCAGUUUUACAGUCCUGACAAGAUGCUCAGAGAGACUCCACUGUUGCCAGGCGACCACAUCCCUUUGCCACGCCCCCGGCCUGUACCUAGACCCGCCCACACAACCUUUCACCUACAUCGCCUGCACAAGCUGUGGGAAUCAUGAACUUGUGAGUGUGUGUGUGUGUGUGUGUGUGUGUGUGUGUGUGUGUGGAAAGGACAAUGUCUCUUCUGAUUGAUUGAUAUUUGUGUGGGUGUGUGUGUGUUUUGUGAGAUUUAAUGUGCAUUACUGUAUCGUUUUCAGUCUAAUGUGAAUUUAAUAUAAAAGCAAUAAAGCGUUUGAUUAAG